This is a messenger RNA of Thelazia callipaeda (thelaziosis nematode), 1449 nucleotides long. NCBI's taxonomy places the organism in Eukaryota, Metazoa, Nematoda, Chromadorea, Rhabditida, Thelaziidae. The record is from the annotation of a GenBank genome assembly.
AUGAGUUUGAAAGAAAUGUUAAAGGAAUAUUCCACUGUUAAGUAUGAAAUUUUGAAGUUUCGGCAUGAAGAUGAAGAGUUCAUAAAAAACUGUGAAAUCCCUUAUGAUGCCAUUGAAAAUCUUAAAGCAGUUCUCGAUGAAAUAGGCUUGGAAUUGCAUCCUAUAGCUAAUGAAGAAAAAGACUAUGAUGAUUAUUACUUAGAACUGAAGGAAGAAAAUUAUUUUGGACGAAUAUCUGAAUUAUUCAUCAAAGAACGCUUAUUGAAAAAACCCGGUGAUUUCUUGAUUUCACUUACACAUGAGGAUGCUAUCAGAUUUUCAAUAAUGUCUGAAAGCUGUGAAAUUUGUCAUUCACAAAUUGUAAUAAAUGAUGGAAGAUACAGUUUUGAAAAUUGUAUCUAUCCAAAAGCAUCUUCAGUUGCCAGAUUAAUCCAAAAAUGUUUUCGAAGUCCAAUGAAUGUUCUAUCAGCAGUAUUUAGUACAAGUAUUGUAAUGCGACAUCUUGUUGAUCCAAAUACAGAAAAUAAAGAUGAAUACAGUUUGCGUGAUUUAUUCUUGACACCAGAUGAUAGAAUAUCAAAAGAGAAACUAAUCUCUAAAGGAAAGCAUUUUGAUGUAUUAUACUUUGGUAAAUUAAGCGUACUUGGAGAACUUGAACAAGUUAUGAUACGAGUAUUAUAUCAAUAUGAUGCAAAUGAACUUGAUAACAUUUUUCGGGAAUUACACAUUUCAAACUUAUUAGGGGAAUUUAUUCCUGUUGAUUGUGUAUUAUCUGUGAAAUCAGUACAACUUUAUCAGUUUCCAUAUUCAAUAAUUUAUCCAUAUAUGAACUGUGGAUCAUACCCAGAAUUUGUUCAACAAAUGGGUUCACGGCUUACUUUUGUUAAAUUCAAAGAAUUAAUCCCAUUUCCGGUUUCAUUUACAAUUGCUCGAGCUUUGGCUGAUAUGCAUUUUCUUGGAUUUUUACAUUGUGAUAUAGCAGCGCGGAAUAUUUUUGUACAAAAAUUAGCAGCUAAUCAGUUUCAAAAUACAAAACAUCCUUUCCAUACAAAUUAUAAAUAUUAUUUGGGAGAUUUUCGACAUGCUCACAUAGGAAAAGUUAAAGAAGUUGAUCCACAACGACCAAUUAAUAUUAGGUGGCUAGCUCCAGAAGUAUUUCGAACAAAUCAUUUAAAUGAAGCAACUGAUGUUUAUGCUUGGGGUAUUACAUUAUAUGAAAUUUUCACUGGAAAUUUACCUUACUUUUCAAUGACUGCUGAAGAAGUUCGAAGUUAUCUUUGUGGAAGCCAUAGGAUACGACCCGAAAUACGCAACACCAAUUUACCUAAAAAUAUAUUGAACUUAAUGCAACGUUGUUGGCGUACAGACGUGCAUGAAAGGCCAUCGAUGGACGGAGUUUGGCUUCGAUUGAAAGCAAUUCGAGAACAUCUGUACGAUCAUGAAUCGUAA